Messenger RNA from Callorhinchus milii (elephant shark), 1732 nucleotides. It is a transcript of the gene tk1, whose product is annotated as thymidine kinase 1, soluble. Gene Ontology annotation, molecular function: thymidine kinase activity; ATP binding. The transcript is spliced from 7 exons. NCBI's taxonomy places the organism in Eukaryota, Metazoa, Chordata, Chondrichthyes, Chimaeriformes, Callorhinchidae. The record is from RefSeq and is a predicted model, not a curated record. Gene Ontology annotation, biological process: thymidine metabolic process. The coding region runs from base 194 to 898 and encodes 234 amino acids.
ACUCCUGAGCGAUACAGUUUCAUUCCAUUCACAAUUACUCUCUCUCUCUCUCUCACUCACUCUCUGAGUUGUCAUUUUCUCUCUCUCUCUCUUCCCUCUUCGCCUUUUGACUUAAAACUUUCGUUUUUUUUUCGACUUUUUCCGCACUGGAGUUUUAUUUUCUUGGGGGGGGGUAUAUGUAAAAAAAAGGACCAUGAACUGCUUAAACAUGCCAACCUCCCCCAGCAAAGUGAAGGGUCAAAUUCAGAUUAUCUUCGGGCCCAUGUUCUCUGGAAAAAGCACAGAACUGAUGCGCCGUGUGAGGAGGUAUCAGAUUGCUCAGCAUGUGUGCCUUGUGAUCAAGUACGCAAAGGAUGUGCGGUACAGCAACGAAGACGUGGCUACACAUGACAAGUUCACAAUGCCAGCGAUCGCUGUGACCAUGCUGUCGGAGGUCUAUCAAGAAGCCCUGCAAUGCUCUGUUAUUGGAAUCGACGAAGGACAGUUUUUUCCAGAUUGUGUCGAUUUCUCUGAGGAAAUGGCCAACCAGGGGAGAACGGUGAUCGUGGCAGCGCUGGAUGGAACUUUCCAAAGAAAAGCUUUUGGCAAUAUCCUGAAUCUAGUUCCCUUGGCUGAGAGUGUGGUGAAGCUGAACGCCGUGUGUAUGGGCUGCUACAGGGAAGCCUCGUACACAACCCGGCUGGGCUCUGAAAAACAGGUGGAGGUCAUCGGUGGGACUGACAUAUACCGAGCCACGUGCAGGCGCUGCUACUUUGGGGAAUCGGAGCCGCUGCAGAGAAAGACUGAAAAAGAAAAUCUGGGAAGAAAGGACGAGACUUCCCUCCACUUGAAACACUUCGACAAUCAGAAAGUUAGUAAAACACCGAGGAGGGCCUUAGAAAAUCUGUGCCUGAAUUAGCUCAUCAGGAUUCAACUCCCCCAAACCCGCUCAAAGGUGCUUUCAAUAUACAUCAGGGAUGGUCCCAUUUGCUACAACUACCACAUGCUGUGUGAGUUCACUGCCACAAUAGCCCUGGAUAGGCUAUUAUUCAAAGCCCCCAAAUUCCACCUAGUCUUAGCCUCUUUGACCACUUUUGCCUUUAAGAUUGCGCUCGACUUCAGCCUUGGGUUUGGAAGCUGGUUUUCGCAUUCAGUUUAUAGAAACUGGCUUCCAGAUCAAGGCUGAAUUGAAGAGUUAUCUGCCAAAAUCUGCGUGAUUAAGAAAAAAUUGGUCUCGCAGGCUAAGGUCUAAUAAAUGUCAGUAUUUUUCGGGUCAGCCGGGUGUCUGACACACGAGGAAACCCAUCGCAAUGCUUAGGAAUAUCCACACUAAAGAGUUUCAUGCAUCCCAUCUACACAUGGAAAUUCAAAGAUCUUUAUUGUAACGGAAUAUGCACACUACCUGGAGGGACGCAUCCCGCUCACAGAAUUCGGAGAGAAGAUGCAACACCUUCUGGUCUUUCCUGUGUUUUGUGAACUCAAUUAUCUUGCUAACUGCAGUGUUCAUUGCACUUACUUUCUCUAGGCAGCAGAACCAUUAUUCCAGGCAGCUUCUCACACUGCAUAAGCAAGCACUGCUCUGUCUCAAUACUGGAACAACAUUCAAUACGGGACAAACACUGUUAACACUUUGGUGACCUAUUUGCUGUAAAAUCGUUUACUGGGCUUUGGAAUAUUCGGGUGCCUCUUAUGCGUAAAAUUUUUGUGUAACUGAAUUUUGUAACUGAACACAUUAAAAACAUUGUUUAAAUCA